Molecule: messenger RNA, 291 nt
Organism: Penicillium subrubescens
Lineage: Eukaryota; Fungi; Ascomycota; Eurotiomycetes; Eurotiales; Aspergillaceae
Exons: 1
Coding region: 1-291 (96 amino acids)
Source: RefSeq, a predicted model, not a curated record
AUGUGUCGCCAAUACUACACCCUCUACGAAUGGUGCCAUUGCGAGGAAGACGCCGGCCACAGCGUCUGCUCCGGCCAUCGUCGCAAUAGUUGUCCCGGUGUCAGCAUCGAAACCGUCCACAUGCACUGCUUCUGCAAUUCCCACGCCAGACGUGGCUUCAAGACGGAGAAAGAGACUAAAAAGGACGAGAAGAAAACGCGGCGCCGGUCUCAGGAUUCCUUUGAGGAGAAGGCUUCAUUCGGUCGUCGGUGGUACCAAUGGUAUCAAUGGAGGGGAUUGCGAUCGCGGUAG